This is a messenger RNA of Paracoccidioides brasiliensis Pb18, 450 nucleotides long. RefSeq lists its product as uncharacterized. Gene Ontology annotation, cellular component: cytoplasm. The coding region runs from base 1 to 450 and encodes 149 amino acids. The transcript has a single exon. The record is from RefSeq and is a predicted model, not a curated record. Gene Ontology annotation, molecular function: catalytic activity; phosphopantetheine binding. Gene Ontology annotation, biological process: secondary metabolite biosynthetic process; amino acid activation for nonribosomal peptide biosynthetic process.
AUGGAAAUCAAUACAACUCCUAGCUCCAUUUUCUAUGCCGCAUGGGGUAUCAUUUUCUCCCAUCACACCGGUCUAUCCUCAGUGGUUAUGGCCACUACACUGUCUGGAAGGGUUACCCCAGUGGAUGGGAUCGAGGCAAUGGAGGGUCCCAGUCUCACACUAGUACCGCAGCUUAUUACCAUCGAACAGGGCCGUCCCUUGCAGCAGGUUAUCAAAACAGUGAACCAUUCCCUAUGGGACAUUGUUCGAUAUUCCCAAUAUGGGCUUAAAAGGUCCAUUAACGCUGGUGGCCACCAAGGCUCUGAACUAUUCGACAACAUGGUUAACAUUGCUGUGAAGGAGGCAGAUACCUCCGAGAAUACAAAGCAAAUUUUUCAGCUCUGGGGUCUUGCCCUGUCUGGCAAACGGAAUUCACGACUCGCAAUAUUGAGGAGACAACUUCAGGAAUAG